AUGUCCUAUUCUCUCGUUGAUCAAGUCGUAUUGAUUACCGGUGGCUCCCAAGGUUUAGGCAAACAAUUCGCCAAAAAAUACUAUGAAGAAGGUCGCAAUUGUAAAAUUAUCAUAGUCAGCAGAUCAGAACAAAAAUUACUAAAGGCUAUCUCAGACAUCACCUACUAUCCAUUACCUGACAUCGAUAAUAAUCAAUUUCUGCUAUCUGUACCAAAGGAUUCAAUUUCAACCAGAGAGAUCAACGAAUCAGGCAACGAACUUUACUACUUCCCUUCUGACUUGGGUUCUUAUAAAGGUGUCGCUAAUUUAUUCUCAAUAUUAGCUGAAAAAUCUUUAUUACCCACUCAGAUUAUCUCAUGUGCUGGUGGCUCAGUACCAAAGUUAUUCGUAGAACUAACAAGAGAAGAAUUGGAGGCAGGUAUAGACGUAAACUAUAAAACUACCCUGUAUGUAUCCCAUUUUGCUGCCCAAUUCAUACCGUCAUGCCAUUUGAUCCUAUUCUCAAGUGUUACUGCUUUCUACCCUUUUAUUGGUUAUAGUCAAUACGCCCCUCUAAAAGGUUCAGUCAAAGCUUUGGCCUCGAUUUUAAGACAAGAACUACCCUACAUGAGAAUUUCCGUCGUCUACCCUGGUAAUUUCCAGAGUGAAGGAUAUGAAUUAGAAAAUAUGACAAAACCUGAAAUUACAAAGACUAUGGAAGGUGCUUCACAACCAAUUACAUGUGAAGAAUGUUGCGAUAAAAUUAUUUGGUGGUUGAAAUAUGGUUACGACGAUAUCACUACAGAUUUCAUAGGUUGGUUCCUAAUGAGUCUAGAUAUGGGUCUGAAUAAACAUAAUAACAAGUCUCCUUUAUGGUUCUUACAAUUAUUAUUAGGCGCCAUUACAAACUUAACAGCUGUACCUGUUCAUAUGCUGAUAUGUUCUUUCCAAAUCAGAUCAUGGUUUAAGAAAAAUGAAGAUCGAAGAGCAAGUUCUGAUUAA
This is a messenger RNA of Vanderwaltozyma polyspora DSM 70294, 981 nucleotides long. It is a transcript of the gene TSC10, whose product is annotated as 3-dehydrosphinganine reductase. Lineage: Eukaryota; Fungi; Ascomycota; Saccharomycetes; Saccharomycetales; Saccharomycetaceae. Gene Ontology annotation, biological process: sphingolipid biosynthetic process. Gene Ontology annotation, cellular component: endoplasmic reticulum membrane. The coding region runs from base 1 to 981 and encodes 326 amino acids. The record is from RefSeq and is a predicted model, not a curated record. The transcript has a single exon. Gene Ontology annotation, molecular function: 3-dehydrosphinganine reductase activity.